Messenger RNA from Zootoca vivipara (common lizard), 19639 nucleotides. RefSeq names its product HAUS augmin like complex subunit 6 (gene HAUS6). Gene Ontology annotation, cellular component: HAUS complex; mitotic spindle microtubule. The record is from RefSeq and is a predicted model, not a curated record. Gene Ontology annotation, biological process: spindle assembly. NCBI's taxonomy places the organism in Eukaryota, Metazoa, Chordata, Lepidosauria, Squamata, Lacertidae. Gene Ontology annotation, molecular function: microtubule binding.
AUUAUUUCACUAUUAAUGUACUUCUUAAUUGUAUUUCAGUUCAACAAUUUGAUAAAAUACAUAUUUUGUGAAGUGCAAAUGGCUUCAGAUACCUAUGAGGGAGGGGAUUGCCCCCUCCGCUGCUAAGCUGCAGCUUCCGCUUUCCGCCUGCCUAGCGCAGGCAGACGCUCACUUUAUAUUUCGCUCACUCUAUAUUUCGUAGCUCUAUCCUGGCGCGCCUCGGGUAUUCGUCUCCGGCAAGCGGUGCAUGCCGGGAACGGGAAGCGCCGGCUUUCCCCCAUUGGCUGAAGCCGCGCAGGCUCUUCUGAUUGGCUGGCGCGCGCCUCGUCCCCGCUCCCGGUUUUCUUUUUUGGCGGUUGCAGCCUCCAUGGCGGCGCGUGAGGAGAGGAGCCUCUGAGAGAAGCUGAAGGAAGGCGGAGGAUACCUGGUCGUGGGAAAGGAAGACACGUGUCACCCCGAGUUCGCCUCGCGGCCAUGAGCGCGCAGCAGCUCCCGCCCCCUCCCGCCUGGGAGAAAGAGCAUCUCUGGCUGUACCUCCUGGCGCUGGGCUUCGACCCGGAAAAGGCCGCCGCCGGGAGGGUCUCCUCGCAUCUCUGCCUGGGCGUGAACAUGUUUGAUAAACCGAACAAAGAUGCAUUUAGUAUUGUUGUGCACUUCCUGUUUUCCAACGUGGACCAGUCUCAUUGUACUGAGAUUUUCAGAUUUUGUUUUCCUCCAACAGAUAAAAAGACAGACUCUGAAUUCAGGAAACAUAGUUACGAAUGGCUAAGAAGAAUUUCAGAUGAAUGUGGAAACAGCUUUCCUCCAGUUGUGGCAUCUUUAUUCCUUUCUCCCGGUGGCUCUAAGUUCAUUCAUCUAAUGUACUGCUUCGCAAGAUAUGUCAUAAUGCAACAUGUUAAAGUAGAUUCUGCAGGUGCUGGCAUACCCUAUCCUGAAGCAGUGAACUCAAGACCUCCUGACCUGAACAUUGCAGUUGCAAAAUACCAUGUAGCACGAAGCAGAUUUUUACACAGUCUGCAAAAGGAAGACUUUUUGAUUCAAGAAUUGCAGAAAAAAGCACUGCAUUUUAGUAAGCGAAUUAGAGAUUUAAAAUUUGAAAAUGCAGAUCUGGACAAGCAGCUCCAAAAAAUGGAGAAAGGCAUUAAUCCAAGUCAGAACAACACUGCAGAGAGAGUUGAGAAGGCUCGCUGUUUAUGGACGCAGAUAACGGAAACACUUACACGUCUACAAAAAGAAAUAGAAGUUGUAGAUUCAGUUGUCAAAGGUCAUAUUGACCAGUACGUAUUAGAUGGCACAAGUGUCGCUAUUAGUGUUCCGAGGCCUCUACUUGAAAAAGUUGAAAAGGAUAUGCACCAAUUUCAUGUAGGGAAUGUCUAUGAAGAAGGAAAACUAAACGUUUUAACAGUCGUCCACUUACUCAACAAAGCCUUGGAAAUACUGAUGCAUGAGCGCUGGCGCAUUGACAAGAAUGCACUAAAAUUGGAUCUUCAGUACAUGGAAGGAAAGACCAAAUACCAGAAUGUUAAUUUACAGGGUCUUAAGUCACUGAGGCAAAAAUUAAAACGUGAAGAUUGUGUAUCAAUAAAGCAGUCUAUUUCUAAAAAACAGCAGGAAUGGGAUUUGAAGUGGGAGAAUUGCCUUGGCCAGUCACCUUUUCAUUUAAUUAAAAAUCCAGAUCCCGCACUUGACUUAUUACCAGCCAUGUCUCCUCUUUCUUUUUCUCCUGCUACCGAGGAAGCUUAUAAAAGCAGUGUCUUCUGCCAGUACCCUGCAUCAAUUCCAGAUUCUACCAAGAAGAAGAGUUUUCAGAAAACAGAACUUGAGCUUCCUGGCAAAACAUCAAGAUGUCAAGGUAGUUCAGCUGGGGUAAUUGCAGAGAGGAUGGCCAUGCCCUCUUCCAGUCCUGCUACAGCGUCUGAAAAUGAAACAUGGGUAUCCUCGGAAAAGGGAUCAGUUACUGAAACACCCAAGGCAGCAGAUCACUCUAGUUAUCAACUCUUAAGAUAUAAAGGAAGAAAUUCCAGACCUACGAAAACAGCAAGGAAAAAACAAGCCGAUACAUUCAAAACGCCAUCUUCCGUUAAACGGGAAGAUCCUCUGAAGAAGGCACAAGAGCAACUGGCGGAACAGAUGGCAGAUGUAGUAUUAUCUAAUUCUUCCCAAAGCACUCGAGGAGAAGGACAGGAGUUGGAGGAUCUGGUGGGCACCUUAAUGUCAGAUCCCUUCUUAACAAAGAAACAGAUUCCGCGGACCCCAGAAAAUCUGAUUGCUGAAAUUAGAAGCUCCUGGAAAAAAGCUAUCCAGGAUGAAGAAGCCUCAAGUGUGGAAAGGAAUCAUACCGAAGCAAUAAAAGAAAUACCAGAGGACCGAGUCCCUGUGUCUAGAAACCGAGUAGAUUCAAGUAUGGCAUGCUUUAUGUCUUCAUGCAUGUCCGAUACAGCAGAAUCUCCUUUUCUGGAAGGGCGUUCCCCGUUUUGUUUCCAGCAGGUGGUUACCGGUUGUAGCGAAUUGCUGACCCAUCAAGCAGCUGCUGGGCCAAUGGAUGAGAUGUUUUGGAAGGAAGGGUUAACACACACUGUUCCAGGCAAAUGUGAAACAAAAAACCCAGAACUUGGCCCCAAGACUGAACGUGCAAGUGAGCUGGAGGAUGCUCCAUGGAAUAGCAUUGCAGCAGAGACUUUGCCUCCUUGCGUGAGCCAGAAUUCUUCCAUGAGUACAACUGUUUCAUGGGAUGGUCUUCCGAUAGGAAGUGGCUCUGAUAGCCGGGAAGUUAUCCAACUGGGCAUACUUCAAGAAACCCUUCCAGAGGAAGGGGCACUCGUAAGCCUUAAUAAUAGUUGUAAAGAUUUUGAACUGGAUGAAGCAAGAGAAGACAGCAACGCUUUGCCGGACUGCGUGGCAGGAAGUGAGGGCAAACUGGAUUUGCAAUCUAUUCGAAGGCGCUUGGAAAUGUUGAAAAAGUCUGCACUCGAAAACUCGCUGCCUUCUAUAAAGCAAAUCCCAAGGUGCAGAUCUGAGUUUAGCCUCUCUCCGGCGAGCCUGGAAGCUCACAGUGUUCUUACCCCUUCGGGAAAACCAUAUGCAUCAGAUGCAGAACUUGCCAGGAAACCAUCGCACAUGACUCUUCUUGAAAGAACUAUCCUUCUCUCCCCCCUGGGUUCGCUUCCUUCAACGCCACAGAGAGAGCAUUCAGGCUCACAGGAUAGAGGAGGCAUGUAAAACAAAAAGUAGCCUGGAACUGGAUGUAAAAGAAUCUUCAUCUGCAAAGAUCUGUAAAGAUGAAAACAUUCCUUGGUUAUAUAACAAUGCACUAACUUCAGAAACUUAAACAUUUCACUUUUACCUAAAGUAUUUUUUGUAAACCUCAUGCUUUCAUUGAGAUUUUGGUGUUAAGCAAUGCAAACUCUGACUUAGUUUGUUACAUAGUCCCCAUUAUGGUGCACUUCUGUUUUUGCUGAUUAAUAGAUCAUGAAAAAUUGAGGCCAUUUUAGACUUUCACAAGCAUGGAGUGUUGGUAUUAAGAGACUGAACCAACAAAUAUUAUCUGUGGACACCUUUACAUAUCAUAACUGCAUUCCAAUCAGAUUUUGACAGAUCGUUUUGCUCUAACCCUUUUCAGCACGUGUUCUUAAUGAAUUGCUCUUGUAAAUAAUUGGCUAAGCCAGUUGGCCAUUCUUAUGUCAACUUUUCCUCCUGUGUGGAAAUCUAUAGAUGUUUAAGAAUAGUCUUCAUUACGCAGAUGUUUUUAUCUUUCUCUUCUGUGUUUUCUCUUAAUGUUUGCUGUUGCAAGAUGCUCCCCCUAAAAUAGGUUAUGUGCUGAGUAUUUAAGAACUAAUCUAAAAAAUGGAGAGCUUACUUUGUUAGAACACAUUUGCCCAGACAUAACUUGGUCAUGUAGAAAAUGAACUGAAUUCUAGUAACUAAUUAUUUGUCUUAAAACUUUCACUUGUCUUAAAAUAUUUAUUAAAAUGAAAUAAAAGUUCCACUUUUUAAAAAGCAUAAUAAACUUCUCUCAAUAAAAUAUUCUGAUUUAAGGGUUUCCCUCUGAAGAAUGAAGUAAAUUUAUUUAAGGCUAUGAAAGAGGCCCAACUUGUAUGUUAUGCCUGUUCACUUAUUUUAGGCUGGAUUCAACUAAUGGGUCCUGCCAGCGAAAGCCCAGGCAAGGCCUUCUGCUAACACCACAGGUCUUUCCAAACUUCUGCAGCCCCACCCCACCCCCAAAAUUGGUUCUGAGUGGUCCGAAAUGCUUGCGCUGGUGGAAUAGUCAUCUUAGCGCCACAUUGAAUUUCUCCCAAACCUCCCUCCAGCUUUAUGGGGGGUGUUCUGUUCAAGUGACUACUCUGGCUUCUGAGCUGGGAAUGUAUUUUUCCAGCAGCAAUUUUCUGUACUUCACGAACCAUUAUUAUUAUUAUUACUAUUAUUUUCAUUUCUAUACUGUACUGCUUUAUAUUUUUCAGAAUCUCAAAGCGGUUUGCAGCAUAUUGAACAAUAAAACAACAAUAAAACAAUCUGAAAAAGUCAAAUAGAAAACUAAAACAUUAUCUUAAAGCUUUCAAAAUAAAACAUUACAAAGGAGGUCAACUGCAGAAUACAUAUUUAACACAAAGUUAACAAAAAAAAUCUUAAGCAUUUAAAAACAACACAUUUCUAAGUGAAGUCAAAUGCACAUUUAAAACAGCACAAUUAACAAAAGAAUAAAACUAUGCACUUAGGAGCCUCUGAUCACAGAAGUAGCUUUUGCCUCUAGCAUUUAGUAAAUUUCCCUCUUGUAUGCUAUAUUGCAGCAUUUGGGUUAUGCAGGUUAGGGGAAGUGGAUCUGCCAGAAUUUUCUCAUUUCCAAGCCAAAUAGUAAAGCCUUCAAGGUGGAAUCUACACAUGUAUAGAAAAUUCUGUGAAAAUGCUUUUUAAAAAAGACGUUUUGGAAAAAUACAUUUAGUUUUGCAUAGCUCACUGUCACCAUCUAAGGUCACAUUUGUAUAUUGCACUUUACAACACAUUUAAAACGUUUGCAGCUGUGUAGCUGAAUCUCAAGUCUGACUUGCUACUUCUUCAUAUAGCAUGUUAAUGUAGAAAAGCCCCUAUAAAAGAAGCUGCCAGCAAGGGAAGAUGUCUUCUUUCAUACGUUUCAGCUGCACAGCUUGCUCCCUUGCCUCAAAAUAUUUUGUUGGGGCUUGCUACAGUACCUGAUAGGAUGACGCCAAGGAUGCUGGCCAAGUAAUUCUGAUUCAAUGUGGAGUGCCAUUUAAUUUCUGUCCCUGUACUAGAUUUAAGGAUAUUUUGUAAGCCACUGCGAUCCUCUUGGGUCUAUAAAGCAGGAUAUACAUAUUCUCCCUAAUACAAAAAGCCUUGUGGCCUGUCUCAGUAACAUUUUUAUUACAGGAAGUGUUCUAAUAUCAAACAUGUGUACAGAUCUGUUUUCAGUAUUGGUGGGCAGCGUGUGGGUUUUGCUCAACUCCACGUUCACAGGUAGUUUUUGAAAAUGUUGCAGGAAAUAUGCCCCAAAUGCCCACAGGAACAGAAACAAGAAAACAAUAGGUAUUUAAUAUUCAUGUGUUCCUGUGACUUUGGCAUUGAUACAUUAAGGUUUUCAAAGGACUGAUUCGAAGCUCCACAUGGAAGGGUUACAGUAUUGUCAAGUAAUGUUUGUAGCUGUAUUUACUACAUUGUUGUUUUCCUUUUAUAAAUAUUGAAGUGGGAGCCCUCUAUCUAGCUUGCAUCUCUAAAGCGGCCCUGCUCUUUCUGAUUUGCCCACAACUGGAGUAUCUUAGUGAUUGCCAGAUUUAAAAUUGAGCUAGCUAUAAAUUGAGCUAUGAAUUCCUCCUACGUUUUGUGGUGGGGACUGUGCUCAGGCCUGCUUUUGGCAGUUUUGCUGCUGCAAGACCCAGGUCUACCCUGGUGACUUCACAAAGGAUCUCCAAGUGACCACCCCAAGAGGAUAUUAUGAGUCUCCUGUCCUUUGCAGAGCAGGCCUGGAUUAGUAGAGGCUUGAACAGCAGCAAGUUUAGGGGGAAAGAGAAUUUGUUACUGCUCUAGGAAAGCUGACUAGCUGAGAUGCGCAGAAUACUUUCUUCCUUUGUGACCUGCUGCAGUGAGAUGCGGAAGAGCUAGCCUACAGGUUGUACCUCUGAAGAAACAGGACUGCAGCAGCCAUGGCUUCUCCAGCGGUUUCACGUCUCUGCCGACCAUGCAUUUGUGAGAUUUGCGACUGUGGGUAUGUAUAUGCCGUGUGCUGGCUUGCGCAAUCAUAGAUAAAGAUACACACCUCCAUCACCAUUCACGGUUAAGUCACUUUUGCAGAGCUGUUACGAAAAGACGAAAUUUCUCCUCGCUGUGUUGUGGUCCAUGGUCCCGUGGCCAAGGGUGUAUAUGAGUUGAUUUUCAGAGCAGCCACAUGACUUUUUUUCUCCAUUUACAGUCAUACCUUGGAAGUCGGAACAGCUCAGUUCCCGUAUGUUUUGGCUCCCGAACGCUGCAAAGCCAGAAGUGAGUGUUCUGGUUGGCUGCAGUUAAUCAGAAGCUGCGUUUUGGUUUCCAAAUGUUUUGGAAGUCGCACGGACGUCCGGAAUGGAUUCCAUUCGACUUCCAAGGUAUGACUGCAUAUCGUAACUCGCUUACUGUAUUUCUGUGUCACUCUUCCGUUGGAAACCUUGGAGUAGCUUUUGUGGGGCUCCCAGCAGCUUCUCACCUAAGUGCAGGUCAGGUAACUACUUCGCUUCAAAACUGCUGCCUUGGAUGCUUCCGGAUCACACAGUGAGCCUGGCUUUUGUAGUCUGCCAGCUGGAAUACACAUGAAAGUGGGUUGUCUGAAAGGUGCUUUGCACAAUGAAUUUAAUGAUUCCACAGUAUGUUUCAAUGUAAAUAAAGAUUAUCAUCUUACAGGCCAAGUCAGCUUUACGUUAACCCAAGCGGAAGGGCUGUUUUUAAAACGGUAUUAUAGCCACAGAGAAAUGAUGGAGAGCAAAACUCAAGGUUCAGAUCCACAGCAGGCUCUGAAUCCAGGCCUUCAGAAUUCCUGAUAUUUAUGAUACUGGAAGGUUAUAGGUUGACAUUAUUGUAAAACAAAAUCUCCCUCUCCCAUCUAAACAAAUUGUUCAUUGGGAGAAGGAAGUUCAGUUUGGGGCUCCUGGAGAAAAACCACUUGGUUGUAAUGCCCCCUCUUGUCCAGUUUCUUGUUGCAGCAAUUGAACAGUUCCAGUUGACGCAACUUGAGUACUCACAAUCACAAUUUAGUGCCAAUGCCAGUUGAGGGAGGCUCUCUCUCUUCUCCACAAGUCAAAACAAAAGAUGCAGAAUGGGGGCAUAAAUCCCAGAAAGAGGAGAAAACGGCUGGGCUGCAAGUGAAAUUCAGCUACAUUUUUGCUUUGUUUUUUAUGGCAGGAGUCUCCACUGGGUGGUAGGGCUGGGUGAUACAUUGAUAUAGCAUCGAAAACUGGGGAAGCCCAUAUCGUGAUAUCAGUUUCAUAAUUUUUGACCUGGAAAUAUAUUGUGAAUCGUGUGUGUGUGUGCUGUGCAAAAAUCCUAAUGUGAGGAAAACCGUGAAGCCAAUGCCUUUACAUAGCUCUAUCCUUAUUUCAGACAGUGUAGUAUAUCACAAUGCUUAGCUGGUGAUAUAUUGUGAUAUUGAAAACCAGGUAUUGCCCAGCCCUACUGGGUGGCUGGUAGUAUCUGGCUUGACCUAGACGUUUUGGGGGAAGUUUGCUGGUAGGGAUCUGGGUGGUCAUUCUUUGCAAUAGGUAGCUUCUUCUGCUUGGUGUGAAUUUGCAUUGCAAAACACAUCAGGUCUUGGUUGUGCCCAUUUUUGUUCCAAUGUGACUUGUCUUGGAACGUCAAAAACAUGUUUGCAUUCAUAAACUGCCUGCUUAGGACGGCUGUUGGUCAUCUAGUAGGGCUUUUCUGAACUGCAUCAGCUAUACUUUCCUGCUAUGGUAACCAUCUCUAUAUGUUUUCUGGAUGUGCAUUGGGACAGUAUGCAUAUAAACCAGUAGUGUAGCUUGAUCACUGGGAACCUCCGGUUUCGUGAUUGCAGAGGAAAACUUUUAACUGAGGUGCCCGUGGCAACUUUCUGAUAUCACUGGCUCUAAGCCCAUGUGUUUUCAUGGCUGUCCAGACAUUGGUUUCAACCUCGCAGUACUCCUUUUUUAAUUCUACACCUCUGAUGCAGUCCAGACAUCGCAAAAAGUCAGCAUACUGACAUUGGGUGACAGUUUUCUUGAGGCUCCGUGGGUCGUGACCUGGAUGCUCCUGCCUGUGUGAGAGGUUGCUUCAAUCUCUACAUCUGGAGCAAUGUGUGUGGGCUCACAGCUGGGGAACUCAAUGUGUUUGGUGGAUUUGGCACAGAGCAGAAACACACACAUCGCCCACUGUUAGUACAUCUGUGUCUCCUUUAUUUUGGGUACAUUAACACUUUUCCUAGCCUUCCACAUCUGUUGCUGUUUUUCCAUGGCACUGACAGUGGUUUCAGAUAUAUUUACAAAAGGAGUCGCGCUGGUGCUGAAUUUGGUCCGCGUUUGCCUUAAUCCCUCAUUUAUGGAUACACUGGCUGCUCAGCUGUCUCUUUCCAAAGUGUCUACAUUUCAGUGGUUAGCGCCAUGGACGCCAUGCAGAGAUGUCUGUGAGAAGCUGGUUUUUCAGCACAGCCAGCAGCAAAAUAAUGUUAUUCCACAAUUAUUUGUAUUUGCGGUGUGAAACUCUGUUUGUUUGACACAAUUCAGCACAGUGCAUCCUUUCCAGCUUGAAACAGGAUUAAGUGUUGACAGUUUCCUCCAACCCAUAAUAAGAAAAGAAUGAAAAGAUUGAGUCUAUAGAUGAAGAAGACAAUAACUCACUAGAAGAUCCAGAAGAGGGGACUUGUUUAAGAAGUAUCUUUAAAAGUUGGAAUCUAGACUUGCGUAAUAUUGUGCUGUAGUAGGGGUGUGUGUGUGUGUGUGUGUGUGUGUGUAUUGAUUUGUGCGGUGGAGCUGCCUGGUGAGCUCUCAUAUUCUUAGCAGAUUUAUCUGAAUUCUUAACAUUCCACCACACUUGUGUGAUCAAGGAUCCGAACCCAGGGUAGACCAGAGCAGGCUUGAUUCUCAAUGUCUGGGGUUAGAUGAGUCAUUAAACAGAUGUCCCCCACUGACGUCCCCACCUCUUAGGAAUGAAAAAGUAAAGGUAAAGGACCCCUGGACGGUUAAGUCCAGUCAAUGGUGACUAUGGGGUUGCGGCGCUCAUCUCGUUUUUAGACCGAGGGAGCCAGUGUUUGUCCACAGAGAGCUUUCUGGGUUGUGUGGCCAGCAGGACUAAACUGCUUCUGGCGCAACAGGACACCGUGAUGGAAACCAGAGUGUACAGACACCGUUUACCUUCCUGCUGGAGUGGUACCUAUUUAUCUACCUGCACUGGCAUGCUUUCGAACUGCUAGGUUGGCAGGAGCUGGGACAGAGCAAUGGGAACUCACCCCGUCACAGGGAUUCAAACACACACAUACACAUAAUUCCUCGUAAAAACACCAAAACCAAGGAAACUUAAAACAGCGAAAAGGCCAGCGAAACCCCCCUCCAAACAAACCCGCCUAUUAUAUGCACAAACCAUAUCUGGUAAAACAAUUUGGCAAUCAAAACCAGCAAAGGAGAACUUUGUGCAAAGACUGAAGCACCCAAGAAGCAGAGUCACUGCAGUGUGCUCUCUCCAACCCAGACAGCCUGUUCAGAAGGAUACCAUGGCUGAUGGAGCCAAAUGGAUUAAAGAAAACAGACAGUGUGCCACACACCCCUGUCUGUGUCUCAGCAGAGGUCAUCCCACAGGGCAACAAAAUCCGUUUCCGUUCCACAACCAGGCCUCAAGCCCACCUGAAGCGGAUCUAGUAAAUCGGUGUCCGCAGAGAGUCACGAGCUGAGCAACCACCCACUCGAAACACCUUGCCAAGGAAGGGAUUUUCUUUUGAAUCUGACAUACGGUUAUUACCACCUCUUCGGUCCAGACUAUGUUACUUUAGGAACAGUGCGGUCAUCGCAUCCUUUAAAGGCUCUGGAUCCAACGCCUCUUUCGAUGAGGAAUUUACAACCACCUCAACAUAACAACGUGGAACUUCUGUCUCGUCUGUCCUUUCAGAUGCCUGGUGGCUUGUUGAUGUUUCCUAGUGCAUAUAAUUAUUUGUGACCUUGCCCGUUGCAGGGCAUAGCAUAAGGGGAAUGCUGCAUCCGUCAGCAGGAAUCUAUUUAGUCUGGGCUGUGGAGCCAGGACCCUCCCUCUGCAGGGCUGGAGAAUGAUCCAACUGCCUGUGUGUCAACAGGGUGGCUAUUUAUUAUUUUGCUCCAAGCCUCCCAAAGAAUAGAGCUGUGUGUAUCUUGCUGGCUGGCUUUGUGCUUUGACCAAGAAAUUUGAACACAUGGGAAACAGUUUCUCUUCUCAAUUACUAUUUUUUUUUUUUAAUGCAUGCAACAUUCCUUCACCCUUCACGGCAAGGUGAAAAUAUGUAGACAUGGAUAAAAGUACCUAGUGUGAAAUAUUUACAUUUUAAGAGGGCACUCCGCACCUGCUGCCCUCACCUGAGUAUACAAGCUCCGGAAGCCAUUCAAAUAACUGCAGCAGGAGAAGAACAGAGCCACCUAGGUGCAUUAUUUUGAAUAUCGACUUUAAUGGAAGGCACACUUCAGCCAUUGUAUGUUUGCAACACAGGUGUGCAUCUGUUCCAACAGGUUACCGCAGAGGUGGCGAACUUGCUGCCCUCCCAAUGUUGCUGGACUCCAGCUUCCAGCAUCCCUGGCUAUCGGCUGGGCUGACUGAAGUUGUUGAACUCCCAACUCAGCAUCAGCAUCUGGGAGAAGCACAGGUUCCCCAUCCCUGAGUUACGGUGAUUUGGGCUGGAACCAAAGGUUUCCCUUUGCUGGCUGAAGGAACUUCUUCUGCCAGGAAGACUUACUUUAUCCACAGAAAGGGGACCUUUCGGAUCUGAAUGUGAGUCUUCCCAUGAGUACGGUAGCUGUUGUUGUGCACCUAAUGUUGUGCACCUAAUAUCAACAUUUAUGCUCCAGUUGGCAUCUGAUGCUUUUCUGAAUUGUAUCUAACAACGCUGGUGGGUUCUGGGCUAUGGGAUCUGAUAAUGGCAGCUAGCCGAUUGAGGUUGAAUCCUGACAAGACAAGUACAGUUUUGGGGGGUGGGGGGGCAGGUAUGGGUGACUCCCUGGUCCUGAAUGGGGUAACUGCCCUGAAGCCUCGGGCAGGGUUGCCAUACGUCCGGAAUUUCCUGGACAUACCCAGAAUACUGCAGUCAGAAGCAGUGUCCCGGCAGAAAUCGGCAAGUCUGAACGUCAGUAGUGUUGUUUUUGCCAAUUUUCCUUUUUUAAAAAGAUCAAAACCAGCAAUUUUCUUUUGCUCGAAAACUUUGGGCAAAAAACUCGACAACUUUUGUGGCAACCAUAGCCUGGGGGUCAUUUUGCACUCACAGUUGUCCAUGGAGGUGAAGAUUAAUUCUGUGUCCAGGGUGGCUGUCUACCAGCUCCACCUGGUACGCCCACAGACUUUCUCGCCAGAGUGGUGCAUGCUCUGGUUAUCUCUCACUUGGACUACUGCCAUGUGCUCUACGUGGGGCUACCUUUGGUGUGACGGUGGCAGAUUUAAUCCCUGGCAUUUCCCUUUAGGGCUGGGAGAGUCCCAGUCUGAAAUCCUGCACAGCUGCUGCCAGUCAGUGUAGGCAAUACUGGGAUAGAUGGACCAAUGCUCCUGGGUUCUCCACUCCACUAUUGGAAACAUUGCUUAGGAAAUCAGGGGAAAAAUAUUUGCCCAGUCUGGGAUGAUGCAAAGUUGGGCUUAAUGUUCCACUAUAGCCAGAGAAUUGGGGCGAAAUUUAGAGGUAGCAAAUUUUGGACAGAUUUGUUCCAAAUAUGCCUCUCUUGAGGCUCAACCUUGCUAUUUCCUCAGAUUAUUGUUGUGGCAACAGCAGGCAAGUAGCACCAAGAUGGAGCUGGGCGUUUGCAUUGGGAAUGGUUCAAGAUGAAGUCGCCAUAUUGUAGUAUCUAAUAAGCUUCUUGGGUGCCCUUUAUCCCCCACUGCUUAAAGGAGAUGGCCAGGGGAGGAGGGGAGGGCCUAGUCAGGGCCAUUGAUCCGUAGUCCUGUUCCUGCUGUAGUUGUCAGGUUCUCCUCAGCAUCUUUUUCCCUCUGAAUUCCACAGGGUGGCAACAUAGACUUUAGAAUGCCAGAAUGUGGAGGUUACUGUUAGCUGUGAGUGCUUUCGCCUCUAUUCAUUUGCCUUUGCUGCGCAUUCUUUAAACCUGAUCUAUGCUUUUGGGAAGCAUGUAGCAGAGAGAGAGAAAGAGAGGUGCUUUAGAUUUGAAAGUGCUGAUAACUGAAUGCCCACCUUCAUUCCCAACUAGGAUUAUUAUUAUUAUUAGGCAAAUACCACAAUUCUAUGAUUCUACUGUAUAUGGAAUGUGAGGUUAGGGAGAGAAUAGGUGGGGAAGUAUUAGGUCUUUACUCAGCCAAAUAAUUAGUCUCUGCAAAUGUGUUCUCCUUCCCUGCUGCUAGUUUAGAAAUACAGUGGUACCUCGUUUUUUUAGCGUCUCGAAAGCCGAAUGUUUCGGAACCCAAAUGCCGAAAACCUGGAAGUAAUUGCUUCUGUUUUCGAACAUGCCUUGGAAGUCGAACGGCUUCCACUGCGUUUUUGUCUUUUUUCUCCAUUGACUUUGCCGACCGCCCUUUGCGCCUUAGUUGUCGGACGCAGCAGUCUGCCGGAAUGGAUUACAUUUGACAACCGAGGUACCACUAUAUCUUGCCCCCAUAUGAACCUGCCUGAGAUCCUGAUAUCACCACCCUUCCCUGUGUGCCUUCUCCAAAGGAGGUCCAGAGUGUGGCAACAGGACUCCCACACUCUCUUGUGUGGUGAGCCAACCUUGUCAUCUGUUUGAUGCCAAACAAAGGCUCUUUUUGUCUCUUCAGCAUUUGAGGAAUAGCACCCAUGGUAUUGUAUUGGUUAGCCCAGGCAUCCCAAACUGGGGCCCUCCAGAUGUUUUGGCCUACAACUCCCAUGAUUCCUAGCUAACAGGACCAGUGGGCGGGGAAGAUGGGAACUGUAGUCCAAAACAUCUGGAGGGCCGAAGUUUGGGGAUGCCUGGGUUAGCCUAUUUUAAAUGGGUUCAAACGGUAUUAUUAUUGCAGUUUUUACUUGGUUGUAAGUUGCUUGUGGCUCAGGCUUCUCACCUUACACUUUGCUGCUCCCAAGCAACUUCUGUUGUGAAAGGAGCAAGCUCUCUCUGGCGAUUACUUCUCAUGUUUGCCUUCCCCAAAUAGGGCUGGGUAAUAUAUUGAUAUAUCAUCCAAAACCGCUUUGAAGUCCAUAUCGUAAAAAUUGGUUUCAUAGGUUUUGACCUGGCAAUAUAUUGCGAAUCAUUAUGUGUGUGCUAUGCAAAAAUCGCAAUGUAGGAAAAACUGUGAAGCCAGCCAGUGCCUCUACAUAGCUCCAUCCUUAUUUCGGACAUUGUGAUAUAUCGGUAUAUCGUGAUGUUUAUCUGGUGAUCUAUCGCGUUGUUAAAAACCAUAUAUUACCUAGCCCUCCCUCCAAACCACAGGGGGGGGGGCAUCUUAGCUGCACUGAGCUCUGUAGAGCGAACCCCAGAGCUUUUCAUCAGUGGGUUGAAUCCAGACUUAGCCAUAUUCAGAGGAGACUCAUUGAAAUCCGUGGGACUUAUAGCAACGAACCAUGCAGUCCUCACCCUGUCUAUGCAAACUUUAGUCCUGUUGAAUUCCACAGAGCCUACUCCCAGGUACGUUGUGUUGAUUUCAACCUCAGUCUGGAUCCAACCUAGAAGGCCAACCACAGUGGUUGGCAUUCAUAUGGAAGUUGUUGUAGUCAACUUACCACUGCUGCUUUCCCACUGGAUGAGCUAUGGAGGCACAGCUGUUGCUGGGAUUGAAGUAUUGUCCCUUCAGUAGCAAGAGUGCUAAUACCCCAGCAUUCCUUGUGUGCAGCAAGAGGUUGCUUUCAUCAUCAAUCAUGCUUGUUGGCUCAGAAUGCUUUGUGGAGAAUUUCCCAGCAUGCUUCACAAUAAGGAUAACUUAUUACCAAGGCAAUGGCCCACAGCAUGCUGGGACACAUUUUAUGAUGUGCAUGAAUGCGCUGGCUAGGAGAGGAAAUGAUUCUGAUGGAAUACCACCAGUGGCAGGCUAAAAGCAUGGCUCUCAUAAAAUAACAAAAAUAAGAUAACAAAAGACAGUCAAACCUCGGUUGUUGAACUUAAUUUGUUUCGGAAGCCCGUUCUGCUUCCGAAAUGUUCGACAACCGAGGCGCAGCUUUCGAUUGGCUGCCGGAGCUUCCUGAACUCAAGCGGAAGCUCUUUGGACAUUCGGCUUCUGAAAAAUGUUUGAAAACCGGAACACUUACUUCCAGGUUUUCGGCGUUCGGGAGCCAAAGCGUACAGUAGUAAUGGAUAUGUUUGGGAGCCAAGGUUUGACUGUAUAACCUAGCCUUUUCUUCUAGCAAGUAGUGUUGCACACAAUGAAGUGAGAUUGGUUCGGCCUAAAUGAAAAAGCCACGUCCACAUAUUUUUAUUGAUCAUGCCCUGUCUCUCAGCCCUCGUUUUCUUUCUCUUGGUUGCGUAGCAGAGUUGGAAGUUGUGAAUGAAACACGACAUCUUGAGAAUUUCCUCUUCUGUUUUGCUUGCACCAUCAUAUCAUUUGAGAUCCACAUGAGCUCAGAUAAAAAAAAUAAAAAUACUGUAGAGAGAAAUAACUAAAUAACUCCUAAUGCAGCAAACGCCAGGAAGAAACUCUGUGAAUCUGAUCCAGAACUCCAAACGAUCAGAUGAUUUGAAGAGGUCCCAUUGUAAAAUCUGCCCCAUCCCUAAUCCUCUUAAGUCUGGGUGUAUAUCUCUUUCCUCAUCAGCUUCAGUGAAUGGCAGCUUUUUGUGGGCAGGGGGCUUGUAAGAUAAGUCUUGCCUUCUGCUAGCUGAGAACCAACGGCUGACUUUUGGAUUAGGAAAGCUGUCUUAGGCCUCAGAAAUUUUCUCUGAUCUCUGACAUCCUUCCUUCAGGAAGCCUCUUUCUUAGAUUGGGUUUCACCAAAGGAGGAAAUAUUAUGUUCUACCCAUUUAAUUGGCAUUUAGGAUCUUAAUUGCCACACCUGUUUGCAUUUAACUGCCUUUUGCUUGCAGGAUACCCAGUUGGGAAGGAAAACCCUCCUACUUCUCAUCUGAAGAUGUGCUGGGGUAGCUUUUCCUAUAUUAUCACUUCUUGGGCAUCCUAUUUUUCUGUUAAUAGACUGCAAUAUGUGCUAGGUAGGCCACAAACCAUUCUUUAUCUGGUGCUGCUAUGGUCCCAGGUUGCCAUCUUGUGUGCUGCUGUACUUUUUUUUUUUUACAUUUAUAAACGUGCAAUUAAUUUGGAAAAUAGAUUCCAAACACUCCCAUCCAAAUUUUGGACUUUUUACUGGCAAACCUCUGGAUGCUGCUGAAAGUUUUGCUUUCUGUAUGUUUUACAGUUCAGUGUUCAAUUGGAUCUGGACUAUUGCUAAAAGGGGAGUUAAUCCUUCCUCCAUGUCAUUUUCCUUUAAAAAAAUAAUAAUUCAAUUUUAUUAAGGGUUUUCAACCUAAUAUACCAUAAAACUCCAACUAAACUAAAAAGAAAAUAGAAAACAAUAUAUCAACCAGAAAGGAAACUAAAGAGAUAAAACAAAAUAAAAAAAUUCCUUCAGUAGCACCUUAAAGACCAACUAAGUUUAUAUUUUGGUAUGAGCUUUCGUGUGCAUGCACACGUCUUCAGAUACACUAAAGAGAUAAAACAUUAAGAAUCCUCAUAUGAUCCUCAUAAUACACAAAAUUAUAAAUAUAUCUAUGUUGCCUUCAGACACCUUUAUAUCUUGAUCAGAGAGAGAGAGAGAGAGAGAGAGAGAGAGAUGCUUCCAUUUCCCUAUCUGCCAGUUGUGUAUAUAACCAUUAUUCUUCAAAGUAUUUAACAUAUCCUGGUGUCGUUUCCCCCCCCCCUUCUGCCAUUUUCCUGGUGCAAAUUAAGAAAAAACACCUUGGGGCAAAUAGCAGCUUCAGGAAGAUUUACAGUAAGAAAACUGGGGAGGCUUAAUCGCUUCGCCAGAGGCCCAGGUAUAAUUCUCCACCCUGCCUUUAAAGGAACCAGAGGUCCAAUCGUGGACUUGCAAGGUUGCAACUCAUCUAGCCGUUUGGUGCACCGACCUGGUGUCUUUCACAUGCACCAUUGUUCCAAAACCAGGAAGGAGGACAAAGUCAUUGACUUGAAAAAGCAGUUAGUUCUGCUUUGCAGGGCUGCCCCGAGCGUGUUUGGGAUUACAGCCUUCAAAAGACAAAGGGAAGUUUUUAAGCGAAUGCCAUGACAGGCCGUCUGCCUUGAGAAAUGUAAUGAUCUCAUGGCGGACCCUUUGCUGACCCUGCGAGCUGACAGUAAAGAAGCUGACCUUGUAAUGACUCUGCCUCGCUGCAGCUUAUAAAGAGGAGACAUUCACGAGAGUCUUUAACAACAUGCUCCAAUGUCUGUCCUCUUCUCAGACUAUUGACCUCAUUUGGAAUUAAUAAAAUGCUCCCAGUGGCUGAUAAAUCACAGCUGACUCUUAUCGCAGCAGCCAGAGCCAGUUCAGAGCACAGAUCUGUGCAUUUUUUUAAACUUUGGUUUUGCUUCCCUAAAAAAUAACCAUUAAACUGUACGUGUAUAUAUACCCGCACAAGAGAACACCAAAGUUUUAUUUUGCAAAACAGUGUAGCUCCAGGGUUGCGCUCAGUUUUGACUUCCUAUUUGCUCAAGAGCUUUUGACCCAACAGAUGCAGCUGCUAACAUAAGAGAAAGGGGCAAGAUGUUCAUCGGUUCCCUCUUUGGCCCCUUGAACCCCUGAAAAAUAUGACUAUUCACCUUGGAAGGCUGCAUAGCUUCCCCUCUGAACAUUUAGAGGGAUGGUCCAGAGGAAUUUCUCUGGAGGAGCCCUGAGGGCUCUGGACAUCCUGGGGCGGAAACUCUGGCGUAUAAAGUAUUGCAGCACAGUCUAUAGAGUCGCCAUAGCUAUAAAUCAAUAGCAAAGUGGUUGGAGGAACAAAAGGAAUUGGGGAGGACAGAAUGCACUGCUCUUUUUGCGGACAAAGAUCAUGUUUUAUCUAGCUGGUUUUCUAAUUGUGGUUUUUGUGGAAUGAGCUGAAUCCCACAUGACUUGACUGACAGCAUGGCUUAACAGGCACCCCCAAACUUCGGCCCUCCAGAUGUUUUGGACUACAAUCUCCACUGGUCCUGUUAGCUAGGGAUCAUGGGAGUUGUAGGCCAAAACAUCUGGAGGGCCGCAGUUUGGGGGUGCCUGGCUUAGUCUAAUGAAAGUCAAUGGAGAAUUUUCAGAUAGCAGGGGACUGUCAACUCUGUUGUUAAAGUGUUGAGACUAUGAACGGACAGGAGCCUGUCUUUUCUGUGACAUUAUUUGCUGUUAUUAAUAAUAAGAGUAAACUUUUAAAAAACCAUAUUGUAAAAGAUAUUCAAUGUAUAUAGGCUAUUGAAAUGAACAAUGCUCUUGGUUUUAAAACUAUUUUGAGUGGUGUCUCACAUUUUAUCAUACUGUUGUAUGGACAGAUGAUGGCCUUUGGCUAAGCAAUAAAGAUCUGGAUUUCGCUUUUUGUCCACUCCCCACCCACUUCUAAAGCUGCCUGUCCGGAUUGUAAUGUUAAGUGGUUAUUCUGAUGGAUGAAAUAAUAAUAAUAAUAAUAAUAAUAAUAAUAAUAAUAAAUGUUUGAGCUGCUGCUUUUCUAUUGAUUUUAUUUAAAUGAAUCUGUUAUUGUCAGUCAGCCUAAUUACAUACCCUGUUUUACAUGUCAGCGUGGGACAGGCCGUUACAGAGCCAAUGCACAUAGCAUAUACAGCAAUGGCUCCAGAGCCUUUGGUUGCGUACACACCAUGCAUUUAAAGAACCUGACUCUCUUCCUCAAAUAAUCUUGGGGACUGUAGUUUACCCAUCGCAGCACUGCAAUUCCCAGCAGCCUUAACAGGUUACAAUCCCCGGGAUUCUUUGGGUUAAAACAUGGGUAGGCAAACUAAGGCCUGGGGGUCGGAUCUGGCCCAAUCGCCUUCUAAAUCCGGCCCGUGGAUGUUCCGGGAAUCAGUGUGUUUUUACAUGAGUAGAAUGUGUCCUUUUAUUUAAAAUGCAUCUCUGGGUUAUUUGUGGGGCAUAGGAAUUUGUCCAUUAUCCCCCCCCCAAAAAAAUAUAGACUGGCUCCCCAUAAGGUCUAUGGGACAGUGGACCGGCCCCCCGCUGAAAAAGUUUGCUGACCCCUGGGUUCAAAUUUGCUUUAAGUGUAUGGUAUAUAUGCAGGCUUGGCCAAUACGUCACGGUGUAGGGUGGGGCAAUAAUGCUCAGAUAAUGAUCCUCAGUGUAAAAAGAGGUAUUUGGCACAUGUUUAAGAGUGGCUUUUCUUUUCACCAAUGAAUUGUGUCUGUGUGUGUGUUGUACUGGUUGCAUGUGCAAAAUGCCAGCUUUCAUGGCCAACUUGCGUUUAUUGGUGCAUGCAACUGCUGGUCUAUGUUUUAGCGUUCGGGAAGUCUUCGUGGAAUCAGGUUUAUCAUCCAGAGCGCUAUGUUACAACCAUGGCAUUCGGAAAAUGCUUCUGAGCUCUGCAGGAGUUCCAGCUAACCCUAUAGAGGUUUUGGAUUAAAGUCAUAAGCGUAGAGACUUCAAACUUUUGCUUUCCCCAAAGGAGGAGUUGCUUUUCACUGCACCUUUAAGUUUUAUUUCAAAACCACUCACUGUCUAAAAGCAACGGGCUGUCAUUUCCAUAUGCCUUUAUCUGCAAUGUGUUUUCAUUUUCUUAAUACUAUUACCACAUCUAAUAUUCCUGUGUGAUACAUUGUGAUGUGUUGCACAUGUAUGCUUUUGCUUCCUUACAUUAUCUCUGUUAAGCUAUCCUGCAUACCCAUGUAUAUAUAUAUAUAUAUCUUAUAAAAAUAAUCCUAUAAUGUUGAGAUAUUGCAGGCACUCGGAAUUUGUAGUGUCCGGAAACAAUUGAAGAUGUUCUUGUUUCGACAAGCUUUUCCAGCUGGAUGAAGAAUUGUUAGGUCUCUCUGCUUUGGGUGUUUCCCUUUCUUGCUUCUAGUUGUUUUAUUGUACGGUUGUAAACUGCCUUGAAAUUUAUAUGCAAGGAUAUUCAAAAAAUAAGAAGAAUGUAGACUGUUGUUUGCAUGCCCAGGCGCAGUCCCCCCCUUACCCCCGGAGCCAGACCUCAAGGGCAAAGGAGUAGACCCAACAACAUAUUUUGGGAUUAAAAUGGCCCCAACUUUAUUAAAUUUCAGGUGUAGGAAACCUUGGCAUAGGCAUUGGACGUGUAUCCCUCUCAGCCCCCAGUUGGUCUGAGGCAUGGCAGGGUCAAAUAAGAAUAUGGGACCACUGCAAAAUGUGUGUUUACGCAGCUGGUCCCCCUCCUGUGAUGCUGGGGGGGGGAGUUCUAUGGCCCAUUUGCCAUGCACUUGUGGACAGAGACUCCCCUCAAGACCCCUCUAACGGGGUACUCUGCUAUUGCCGCCGGCACGGAAGGGAUGAGUCACCACUUCACCCCCUUCUGCAGUUGUUAGACUAAAGCAGGGGUCGGCAAGGUUUACCUUGCCUGGGCUGGUUCACUCCAGCAUAGAUCCCACAAUUUCCUGCGUCUGCGCAGAUCUGAUUUCCGGCGCCGCAGGAGCAAGU